CACCUAGGGCGCAAGCCGGAGGGCUGAGUCAGAACAAAGUUGUGAAUAAGAACUGUUCAGUUAGAGCCGAGGCCAUUGCCUAAAUAGGGGCUACCUUUUUUGUACUCUGAGUGAGAUCCCCAGUUUUGAAGAUAUUCGUUUCUGAUUGAUGGUAUUUGGAAUCUCAGCUUGAAUUCGGAAUUUGUCUCUUCUGAAAGCUUAUCUUUCCAAUUGAUCAUUUUCAGAUUGUGUUCUAAUUAUGGCCAAUUCCGACCAAAACCCACCGUUAGACCCAAACGACGAGCGUUCGGCCCCUCAAUCCUUCGAGCCACUUGCUACGUAAGAAGUGGAGGUAGGCCAAGACGCUGUGUUCAAUUUCAAUCAAGUUGAGAUGACGAACGAGUUAUACGCGAGCCAGGCGGAGUUGGAAAUCGUCGGGCCAAUAUGGCAGGAUGCGAUUUGCCAAGAAAACCCGCUGGCCUCUGCCGACCAAAUCAAGGCGAUGUUGGCCCUCAAGCUGCAAGAGGCAGCGUAUUCAAUUCCGGUCAGGCGUGUGGCUGAAAAGGGGUUCAAGGAUGAGGUCGCCUUGUGUCAAAGAACCUUGGAUAGCCUUCGUCGCGUCAUCCUAGUCCUGCAGAACAAGGAGGGGUCUGAUCUAACUGCCCGGAUUGAAUUUUUUCAAGCCUCUGCCACAAUCGACGCCAUGAAAACUAGUCGGCUGCCUAAUCUGGAGUCAUGUUUCCAAGACGUCACCCAGUCGUGGUUCAAGCCGUCUCCAGACCCGCUCACAGAGACGUUUUCGGAUUUAGCUGACAAGUUUUCUCACUUGGCGGCCCUUCUUGAUUAUGAGCGGACCAUGAGGCCCGCUAUGAAGGAGCCAAAGGAGGACUCUGAUACGACUGUCAGUCGGAACGCCAUGACCAUGGUCCAAUUCGAUGCGACCAAGCUCAUCGGCAAACGAUUCGGUGGUGAUCUCCGCAAGCAGAGCGUACUCCAGAACUUUUCGAAUUGGAAGUCGUCUUGGGUGAACCUUGUGAAUGAAAUGAAGACUCUUCGUGGCUACAAUUCAAUAACGUUGUUCCAGAAGCUGAAGGACAGUUUGGUGGGCCCGGCCCACGUCAUGGUGUCUAAGUAUUCUUGCGAGUCGGUCAACUCGUACGACGCUGCUAUGCAGGAUCUUCUGGACAAAUUUGAAGAUCCGAUUGAGUUGGCCGGCUCUUACAUUGCUAGCGCAGUUGCUCCUCACGUUUCUCAACCAGAGCAUGCAGAGGCCAUAGGCCACGCCUUCAAUGCGCUGCACAAUAUGAGGGACGUGUUCGAGAGGGCCCAAGUUGGCAUGUACGACUUUGCCCUAAUGAGAACUUUCGUGACCUCAAUGUCAUUAGAGGCCCAGGCCCAAUGGAAAGGUUACAAAAUGGCCAAGAAGCAAGAGUAUCGCUUGAAGUGGGAAGCUGCGUCAAAGGCUGGUGAUUCCCUGCCAGAAUGGAAAGAAGGAAUGGUCGAGUGUCAUGAUCAGUUCCAGGCGUGGCUGAAACUUCAGACGGUCAGAGUGGGUCCACCCACAAUUGCCUCUGAAC
Molecule: messenger RNA, 1556 nt
Organism: Tigriopus californicus
Lineage: Eukaryota; Metazoa; Arthropoda; Copepoda; Harpacticoida; Harpacticidae
Source: RefSeq, a predicted model, not a curated record